This is a messenger RNA of Saccharomyces mikatae IFO 1815, 1377 nucleotides long. It is a transcript of the gene SSU1, whose product is annotated as Ssu1p. Gene Ontology annotation, biological process: sulfite transmembrane transport; transmembrane transport. Gene Ontology annotation, cellular component: plasma membrane. Gene Ontology annotation, molecular function: sulfite transmembrane transporter activity. The transcript has a single exon. NCBI's taxonomy places the organism in Eukaryota, Fungi, Ascomycota, Saccharomycetes, Saccharomycetales, Saccharomycetaceae. The coding region runs from base 1 to 1377 and encodes 458 amino acids. The record is from RefSeq and is a predicted model, not a curated record.
AUGGUUGCUAGUUGGAUGUUCGCUGCCACAAGGCAAUUCGAUCCCUUCAUGUUUGUUAUGGUCAUGGGUGUCGGCAUUUCAGCAAAUAUUCUAUAUAGUUUCCCCUAUCCCGCAAGAUGGCUAAGAAUAUGCUCAUAUAUCAUGUUUGCUAUCACAUGUCUUAUUUUUAUUGCUGUACAGGCAUUACAACUCUUACAUUUGAUUGUCUAUAUUAAGGAGAAAAGUUUCAGAGAGUAUUUUAAUGAUUUUUUUAGGAAUAUGAAGCACAACUUAUUCUGGGGUACUUAUCCCAUGGGCCUAGUCACAAUUAUAAAUUUUUUAGCCACACUAUCGAAAGAGUAUACUAAGAGUAGUCCUAUGGCUUCCAGGAACUUAAUGAUAUUUGUUUACGUCCUAUGGUGGUAUGAUCUCGCAGUUUGUUUGGUAACUGCCUGGGGUAUCUCAUUCCUUAUCUGGCAUGACUACUAUUCUUUGGAAGGAAUUGGAAAUUACCCUUCAUAUAAUAUCAGAAUGGCAUCUGAGAACAUGAAGAGUAUAUUACUGUUAGAUAUUAUUCCUCUGGUCGUCGUCGCUUCGAGUUGUGGAACAUUCACGAUGUCAGAAAUAUUCGGCAUUACUUUUAAUAGAAACAUUCAGCUCAUAACAUUGAUCAUAUGUGCUUUGACUUGGCUACAUGCCAUUAUCUUCGUUUUCAUACUGAUUACAAUAUACUUCUGGAGUCUUUAUAUUAAUAAGAUCCCCCCGAUGACGCAGGUUUUUACCUUGUUCCUGCUCUUGGGACCAAUGGGUCAGGGAAGUUUUGGGGUUUUGUUACUUAGUGACAAUAUAAAAGAAUAUGUAGGCAAAUAUUACCCAACAGAUAACAUUACUAGAGAAGAGGAAAUAUUGACUAUUGUGGUCCCAUGGUGCUUCAAAGUUCUGGGUAUGAUUUCUGCUAUGGCAUUGCUUGCUAUGGGCUAUUUUUUUACUGUCAUUUCCAUUGUAUCGAUUCUAUCGUAUUACAAUGAAAGAGAAACUGAAAAUGAGACGGGAAAGGUAAGAAGAGUUUACACCUUCCAUAAAGGAUUUUGGGGGAUGACUUUUCCGAUGGGAACUAUGUCUUUGGGGAAUGAGGAGUUGUAUGUGCAAUAUAAUCAGUACGUUCCACUAUACGCAUUCAGAGUCCUAGCUACGAUAUAUGGCGGUAUUUGCGUUUGUUGGACAAUUUUAUGUCUUUCGUGUACAUUGUAUGAGUACACAAAAAAAGCACUUCAUGCUGCCCAUAAAUCCUCACUAUUCUCAGAAGCAGGUACGGAGAAGACGUUCACCUCUCCAUAUAAUAGUACUGAAAGUGUGGAAGAAUCGAAUUCGGCUCUAGAUUUUACGCGUUUGGCUUAA